GGGAUUUGGCGCCCCCCUCCUCGGUGCAACCUAUAUAAGGCUCGCAGUCUGCGCUCCUGGUACACGCGCUUCAACUUCGGUUGGUGUGUGUCGAAGAAAUCUGACUGCGCCCUGAGGAGAACAGCGGAGAAGGUCCACCGAGCCUGGCGAAAGGUCCGCUGAGCGGGCUGUCGUCCGGAGCCACUCCAGGCUGCGGAGCACCCAGUUGAGACCGCGCCUGGCUCAGGUGUGGGACCCCAUCCUUCCUGUCUUCGCAGAGGAGUCCUCGCGUGGUGAGUAUGCGAAAUAAGCGGGUUUUGAAAACAAAAAAAAGAAGGAGUGGAAGAGGGGGCCAGGAUCCAGGCCUCCAUCCCCACAGAAGUGAAGCUACAGCUGGGAGGUCUCCUCCCACCCCAACCGUCACCCUGGGUCCCGACUGCCCACCUCCUCCUCCUCCCCCUCCCCCCAACAACAACAACAACAACAACUCCAAGCACACCGGCCAUAAGAGUGCGUGUGUCCCCAACAUGACCGAACGAAGAAGGGACGAGCUCUCUGAAGAGAUCAACAACUUAAGAGAGAAGGUCAUGAAGCAGUCGGAGGAGAACAACAACCUGCAGAGCCAGGUGCAGAAGCUCACAGAGGAGAACACCACCCUUCGAGAGCAAGUGGAACCCACCCCUGAGGAUGAAGAUGAUGACAUCGAGCUCCGCGGUGCUGCAGCAGCUGCUGCCCCACCCCCUCCAAUAGAGGAAGAGUGCCCAGAAGACCUCCCAGAGAAGUUUGAUGGCAACCCAGACAUGCUGGCUCCUUUCAUGGCCCAGUGCCAGAUCUUCAUGGAAAAGAGCACCAGGGAUUUCUCAGUUGAUCGUGUCCGUGUCUGCUUCGUGACAAGCAUGAUGACCGGCCGUGCUGCCCGUUGGGCCUCAGCAAAGCUGGAGCGCUCCCACUACCUGAUGCACAACUAUCCAGCUUUUAUGAUGGAAAUGAAGCAUGUCUUUGAAGACCCUCAGAGGCGAGAGGUUGCCAAACGCAAGAUCAGACGCCUGCGCCAAGGCAUGGGGUCUGUCAUCGACUACUCCAAUGCUUUCCAGAUGAUUGCCCAGGACCUGGAUUGGAACGAGCCUGCGCUGAUUGACCAGUACCACGAGGGCCUCAGCGACCACAUUCAGGAGGAGCUCUCCCACCUUGAGGUCGCCAAGUCGCUGUCUGCUCUGAUUGGGCAGUGCAUUCACAUUGAGAGAAGGCUGGCCAGGGCUGCUGCAGCUCGCAAGCCACGCUCGCCACCCCGGGCGCUGGUGUUGCCUCACAUUGCAAGCCACCACCAGGUAGAUCCAACCGAGCCGGUGGGAGGUGCCCGCAUGCGCCUGACCCAGGAAGAAAAAGAAAGACGCAGAAAGCUGAACCUGUGCCUCUACUGUGGAACAGGAGGUCACUACGCUGACAACUGUCCUGCCAAGGCCUCAAAGUCUUCGCCGGCGGGAAACUCCCCGGCCCCGCUGUAGAGGGACCUUCAGCGACCGGGCCAGAAAUAAUAAGGUCCCCACAAGAUGAUGCCUCAUCUCCACACUUGCAAGUGAUGCUCCAGAUUCAUCUUCCGGGCAGACACACCCUGUUCGUCCGAGCCAUGAUCGAUUCUGGUGCUUCUGGCAACUUCAUUGAUCACGAAUAUGUUGCUCAAAAUGGAAUUCCUCUAAGAAUCAAGGACUGGCCAAUACUUGUGGAAGCAAUUGAUGGGCGCCCCAUAGCAUCGGGCCCAGUUGUCCACGAAACUCACGACCUGAUAGUUGACCUGGGAGAUCACCGUGAGGUGCUGUCAUUUGAUGUGACUCAGUCUCCAUUCUUCCCUGUCGUCCUAGGGGUUCGCUGGCUGAGCACACAUGAUCCCAACAUCACAUGGAGCAGUCGAUCUAUCGUCUUUGAUUCUGAAUACUGCCGCUACCACUGCCGGAUGUAUUCUCCAAUACCACCAUCGCUCCCACCACCAGCACCACAACCGCCACUCUAUUAUCCAGUAGAUGGAUACAGAGUUUACCAACCAGUGAGGUAUUACUAUGUCCAGAAUGUGUACACUCCGGUAGAUGAGCACGUCUACCCAGAUCACCGCCUGGUUGACCCUCACAUAGAAAUGAUACCUGGAGCACACAGUAUUCCCAGCGGACAUGUGUAUUCACUGUCCGAACCUGAAAUGGCAGCUCUUCGAGAUUUUGUGGCAAGAAAUGUAAAAGAUGGGCUAAUUACUCCAACGAUUGCACCUAAUGGAGCCCAAGUUCUCCAAGUGAAGAGGGGGUGGAAACUGCAAGUUUCUUAUGAUUGCCGAGCUCCAAACAAUUUUACUAUCCAGAAUCAGUAUCCUCGCCUAUCUAUUCCAAAUUUAGAAGACCAAGCACACCUGGCAACGUACACUGAAUUCGUACCUCAAAUACCUGGAUACCAAACAUACCCCACAUAUGCCGCGUACCCGACCUACCCAGUAGGAUUCGCCUGGUACCCAGUGGGACGAGACGGACAAGGAAGAUCACUAUAUGUACCUGUGAUGAUCACUUGGAAUCCACACUGGUACCGCCAGCCUCCAGUACCACAGUACCCGCCGCCACAGCCGCCGCCUCCACCACCACCACCGCCGCCGCCUCCAUCUUACAGUACCCUGUAAAUACCUGUCAUGUCUUUCAGGAUCUCUGCCCUCAAAAUUUAUUCCUGUUCAGCUUUUCAAUCAGUGACUGUGUGCUAAAUUUUAGGCUACUGUAUCUUCAGGCCACCUGAGGCACAUCCUCUCUGAAACGGCUAUAGAAGGUCAGGGCCACCCUGGACUGGCACACAUCCUAAAGCACCAAAAGACCUUCAACAUUUUCUGAGAGCAACAGAGUAUUUGCCAAUAAAUGAUCUCUCAUUUUUCCACCUUGACUGCCAAUCUAACUAAAAUAAUUAGUAAGUUUACUUUCCAGCCAGUCCUGGAAGUCUGGGUUUUACCUGCCAAAACCUCUAUCACCAUCUAAAUUAUAGGCUGCCAAAUUUGCUGUUUAACAUUUACAGAGAAGCUGAUACAAACGCAGGAAAUGCUGAUUUCUUUAUGGAGGGGGAGACAAGGAGGAGGAGGACAUGACUUUUCUUGCGGUUUCGGUACCCUCUUUAGAUCACUGGAGGACCGAGGCCUUAUUAAGGAAGCCAAAAUUAUCGGUGCAGUGUGGAAAGGCUUCCGUGAUCCUCUCGCUGCACCCUUAGAAACUUCACCAUCUUCAAACUCCAUUUCCAUGGUUCUGUUAAUUCUCAAGGAGCAGCAACUCAACUGGUUCUCCCAGGAGCAGGCAAAACCCUUGUGACAUGAAACAUCUCAGGCCUGAAAAGAAAGUGCUCUCUCAGAUGGACUCUUGCAUGUUAAGACUGUGUCUUCACAUCGUGGUGCAAAUCACAUGUACCCAAUGACUCCGGCUUUGACACAACACCUUACCAUCAUCAUGCCAUGAUGGCUUCCACAAAGCAUUAAACCUGGUAACCAGAGAUUACUGGUGGCUCCAGGGGUGUUAGAUGUUCAUGAAAUGUGACCACCUCUCAAUCACCUUCGAGGGCUAAAGAGUAGCAGAUCAAAAGGACUCCAAAAUCCCAUACCCAACUCUUAAGAGAUUUGUCCUGGUACUUCAGAAAGAAUUUUCAUGAGUGUUGUUAAUUGGCUGGAAAAGCACCAGCUGACGUUUUGGAAGAAUCUAUCCAUGUGUCUGCCUCCAUAUGCAUCUGGGCAUUUCACCUUCAGUCCCCUCAUUAGACUGUAGCAUUAGGAUGUGUGGAGAGAGGAGAAAUGAUUUAGCACCCAGAUUCACACUCCUAUGCCUGGAAGGGACAUCUUUGAAGAAGAGGAAUUAGGGCUGUGGACACUGUCUUGAGGAUGUGGACUUCCUUAGUGAGCUCCACAUUACUUGAUGGUAACCACUUCAAAAGGAUUAGAAUCCACAUAAUGAGAAAGGUCCCUCUAGAGGAUGGAGCUAAUGUGAAGCUGCCAAUGGAUGAAAAGCCUCAGAAAGCAACUCAAAGGACUCAAAGCAACGGGCAACACAAGAGUUGUCUUCAGCCCAGUGACACCUCUGGUGCCCCCUGGAAGCUUUGUGCUAACCUGGUACUGCCUGACUUCCUUUAGCCUGGUCCCUUGCUACUACCUUGAACUGUUUUGUCUAACCUCUCUUUUUCUGUUUAAUUCUUUACUACUGCCAUUGACCCUGCUGCAGGAUUUGUGUCAUUUUCCUGCCUGGUUGCUGAGACUCCAUUUUGCUGCCACACACAGAGAUGUAAGAGGCAGGCUUUAAUUGCCAAAACACAGUUUGAGCAGUAGAAAACAACGUGGUGUACAUCUCAAAUUGCCUGACAUGAAGAGGAGUCUAACGGUGAAGUUUCACUUUUCAUCAGCAUCAUCUUUCACACGUUCAUUAUCAUCCGCUCGUAUUCUUGCAUGUUUAAAUACUUAAAAUGUUUAGUAUAAUUUUUAGUGUAAGUGUUUUGAAGUGGUGACUCGGCUUUCAAAAAUUUCCAUUGAAUUACAAAGUACUAUCCAGUUCUUAUUGUUAGAGCUAAACUAAGUAAAAAUGAUAAGUAACAUAGUGUAAAAUAUUCCUUUACUGUGAACUUCUUACAACGCUGUGAAUGAGAGGCUCCUCAGAACUGGAGCAUUUGUAUAAUAGUUCAUCCUGUUCAUCGUCAAUUUUAACAUCAUAUAUAAUUUCAAUUCUAUCAAUUGGGCCUUUAAAAAUCAUAUAAAAGGAUACAAAAUUUCAAAAGAGAAACCUACUUGCUUAUUUAGUCCAAAACAACUUUUUUUUCCUUCAAUGGAAUCAGAAAGCUUGUCAAUCACUCGUGUUUUAAUUACUUUUAAAAUGGUGCAUUUGUGCUUCUGAACUAUUUUGAAGCGUCACUUCUGUUUACCUCAAGUAUCAAUUCAUCCUCCAUACAUUUGAAUUCGAGUUGUUUUGUGUCAAAUUUACAGUUGUCAAUUGAUCUUCAAGCUGCAGGGUGCCUAGAAAUGGGCCGUUGUCUGUAGCCCUGGCAUGUGCACACGGACAUUUGCCACCACUGCAAGCAAAAGUCUAGAGAAGUUUGCCAACGACAAGAAUGACCAGGGAAAAUACGCUGCUGUGGGUUAACAACUCAGAAAGUCCCUGAUCCACAUUUGGCUGUUUACUAAAGCUUGUGAUUAACUUUUUGGCAGUGUGUACUAUGCUCUAUUGCUAUAUAUGCUAUCUAUAAAUAUAGAUGUUAAGGAUAAGUAAUUCUAAAUUUAUUAUUCUAUAGUUUUGAAGUUUGGUUAAGUUUCCUUUCACUCAAUUGAUUUAUUUUGUUGUUAAUCAAAUUUAUGUUAAUUGGAUCCUUUAAAUUUUUUUGGCAUUUUCCAACAAAAAUGGCUUUAUUCAUAAGAAAGGAAAAAAUCAAUGGAAUUUGAUAUCUAAAGAAGUUAGAAAGGGAGCAAAAUAAAAAACGUUAAGGAUAUAGAUGAAUUAUUAAGCAAAAUCAGUAGUCGAGUUUUUCAAACUGGCAAAAUUAAUUAAUUGACUUUUGGCCCAAAUUUACAUUGUUAAUUAAAUCAAGAAGGAAGAAGAUCUAAGAGCUCUCAUUGAUAGGCAAGCCUAGAGAGAACUAGCUAAAUUUAUCAUGCUAGGAUAUUGAAACAGAGAAAGUUUACAUACAUUUCUGAAGGGUCAUUUUAGUUUGGAGAGUGAGGUAUUUGUCUUAGAUAGUGGAAAAAAGGAGAAUUAGUCUGAUCAAAUCGUGAAGUAAUACAGUGAACUUGCAGGUGCACAAAAUAAGAGGGCCACAUCUAUAUGGUGCAGUCUGGAAUUCUGUUUAAGUUUGCAGGUACCUCUUGGACUUCUGAAUUGAUCCAGUUGUCAUCCACCACAGACAUCUCACAUCAGAUACAGACAGUUCCAAGAUUGACAACAGAGAACAACCUGCUGGAAAGACCCGGGCAGAAAUGGAGAGCCCUGCGGGAACCAUGCUACAUUUUCAUCUAAAGAGAGAACGCACAUCUGAUGAGACUGAAAGUUCUUUGUUGUUUUAGAUUGUAGGAUGGUAUUGAAUUGGUCUGUGGAAAAUUGCAUUGCUUUUAUUUCUUUGUGUAAUCAAGUUUAAGUAAUAGGGGAUAUAUAAUCAUGAGCAUUUUAGGGUGGGAGGGACUAUUAAGUAAUUUUAAGUGGGUGGGGUUAUUUAGAAUGUUAGAAUAAUAUCAUGUAUUAGAUAUCGCUAUAAGUGAACAUGUGUACUUACCUGUGACCCUUUACCCUAUAAUUGCUAUCUCCUUAAAGAUUUCAAAUAAACUCGGAGGGAACUGCAGGGAGACCAACUUAUUUAGAGCGAAUUGGACAUGGAUAAAAACCCUAGUGGGAGAAAGUUCAAAGGUGAUUAGAUUAAUAAUUUAAUAGAGGAUGAGUGCCCUCUGAUAAAUUACUGCUAGAAUGAGCUUGUCAACGAUGGAUGGUAAAUUUUCAUGGAAGUUAUAAAAGUGAUAAAUGAAAACCCUCGCUUUUACCCCUGUCAGUAGCCCUCCUUCUACCACUGAACCCCAUUACCCCUACCCCUCAUUCAACUUUAUUGCUGUAUUCUCUUCACUCUAUAUUGCUCUCUAUUUGCUAAUAUUGCAUUGCUGUUACAAUAAAAAUUCAAUAAACAUUUAGUGGUUAAGUGCAAA
Messenger RNA from Nomascus leucogenys (northern white-cheeked gibbon), 6646 nucleotides. It is a transcript of the gene PEG10, whose product is annotated as paternally expressed 10. The record is from RefSeq and is marked reviewed. NCBI's taxonomy places the organism in Eukaryota, Metazoa, Chordata, Mammalia, Primates, Hylobatidae. Gene Ontology annotation, cellular component: cytosol. Gene Ontology annotation, molecular function: nucleic acid binding; zinc ion binding.